UUGCCACCUGCAUUCGUACCGUGACGAUUGCUAAUCUGACUUCGACCCAGAUGGGACUAUACCUCCUCUAGGUGCCUCGGGGUUUACUUGCGGUAAUACAGCAGUGAAUAGACUCGUUAUCGAAGUUGACUAGUGGCGACUGGCGGGGGUCGGGCUCGAGCUCAACCUCAAACGCAGCGCUUCUCUGCCCCACGACCAGCCCAUGAAUGGCCUCGAUCUGUGAAGCGUCUUUUCCCGUUCUUCGACGACCUGAAACUCUGUCUCGAGACCCGAAAUGCCACGCUGCUGUUGUCGUUCUGUUUCCAACCCCCAUCAUCAAGCUUUGCACUUGAAAAUUUCCCCCAGCACCAUCCUCCCUUCUUCAUCACCAUCAAUACCUACGACCACAGGAGCUCACUCCCUUUGCUCGCGAACUUGCCUUCCCAUUUGUUCACCACCUACUCUAGCUCUUGUCAUGUUGGUUCCCCAUUGAGUGGGGUGGGCUACCUAGGCUAACCGAAAGUAGAUGCCAUAGUGGAUGGCAUUGUCAUCUCUACUCUUCAGUAUGCCAUAUCUACGCGUGACGGGCAGGAUGGAGCAUCAGAGCAAAAAUUGGAUUCCAUUGAAAUCGUGGUGAAAGUUGCCCCCAUCCAUUCAUCCCUCCGUUUUCGAAGACCAGUAGAUUUGGCAACAACCGUGAUUGUGCCAUUUCUCAAAGGGAAUAGUCGAAAGAGUUGAUAUUGCUAUCGUGUUACUGAAGAGAACUUGCGGUGCCUUUCCACGAGUGCGGUCGCGCCGGUUGCCUGCCAAGACACGAGAGGUGACACCGGUCGUUCUCGUUCGUUUCGAUUUUCUUCGAGUGCAGUAAACGUUCCACUUAAAAUGCCUUCAAGACUUGCAAAUGCGUCCUUAACCCUUAGGCCGCAGUUUCCUGUGAUUCCAGGAUUCGGUAAGUCUUAUGAGGCGGUGGACAAUGUUCAGGACACAGCAAAUUGCGAUUGCAUCGCCUCUACCAUCGUGAAGAAUACGCACCUUUCUGCACAGACUCGGCUGCAGCGAGUCGGGAUCCAUGUUUGCUUUCUGUUCAUCAUCAUCCUGUUGUGCUAGUUGGCAAUAGUUAUAGUAACCCAAAACUGUUCUUGUUCGUCACUGGAGUUCCUGAAAACGACUCAACGAACACAAACUCUCGGAUCAGAUCAGAUCAUCACUGGUUUCGCGGGUGGAUCAAGGGGUAUAACAGCCUUAGCAUUUCAUAAAAUGGGUUUCCAACGUCUAGAAACUUCAAAUCCUAAAUGCCAUAUUCGCCACCUUUCCGAACUUCACUAGGAAUCGUCCUUAUCUUCUCUUUCUUUUCAUACCAUCUCCUCGCUCUCGCUCACGCAAAGACCGUCUCUCGGAUCAUCGAUGAUACCUACGGCGAUGAGGCGACUGGGUAUUUACCAGUCUAUUACCCUCACGACAGCUGGGUCUGGAGGCGUAACUGCAACUCUGAACAGGGGUGUGAGAUAGUGCCUGACGAUGAGAACAAAAUUCAGAAUAAGACGUGGACGGCUGCUACCUACCGAACGAAUAUGACAGCCAUGGGGUUGACACUACAAUUUGAAGGAACUGCCAUUUCGGUGUACUUCAUACAGACGAACGAUAUCGGCAAAAAUAAUACCAGAAUCACGGAAUGCAACUUCACUUUGGAUGGAACUCUCAGUUAUCAAUUUGUACAUGAACCAACCUCUGAGAGGGGAUUCGACUACAAUUAUGAAGCAUACAGAGCGACUGCUUUGGCCAACAAACAGCAUACGUUGGACAUAGCAACAGGUAUACUGGACCACCAAGUGUAUAUCAGCUUUGAUUAUGCGAGAUAUACCACCGAAAUUUCCGAUGACCCCAACAGUACCAACAUCAGCCCCAGUCCGAGUCCUAGCAAUACCACCGUGGUCGAGUUGAAGAAGAGGAUCAGUGUUGGAGUUAUCGUCGGCGCCGUUGUCGGUGGAGUUGGCCUUCUCUGCAUUGUGGCCGUCACCUUGCUCCUUAUCCUUCGCAGAAAAAGGCGAUCAUCUCACCCUCACGACCAAAUACCAAAGCCUUAUCCGGGCAACCCGCCGCCCGAAAUGAAUCAAAUUAAGGAGACGAGGGAGCAGUUGCGCAGUUUACAAACCCAAAAGCGCAGGAACAUUGAUGGACUCGCUUACAAUGAUUCUGACUCUCCGCCUGCGUUGCGUGAGAUUCGACACAUACAAGCGCAGAUUGAUUCCCUUCAAAACCAGAGUCGGGUCCAGCUGUCGGUUGGGCCAUCGGAACUUCCACCAAGCUACCGUCAAGUACGAGGAUUAACUUGA
Molecule: messenger RNA, 2312 nt
Organism: Marasmius oreades (fairy-ring Marasmius)
Lineage: Eukaryota; Fungi; Basidiomycota; Agaricomycetes; Agaricales; Marasmiaceae
Exons: 3
Coding region: 1272-2312 (346 amino acids)
Source: RefSeq, a predicted model, not a curated record